This is a messenger RNA of Sorex araneus (European shrew), 3459 nucleotides long. It is a transcript of the gene GALNT16, whose product is annotated as polypeptide N-acetylgalactosaminyltransferase 16. The coding region runs from base 136 to 1800 and encodes 554 amino acids. Gene Ontology annotation, cellular component: Golgi apparatus. The record is from RefSeq and is a predicted model, not a curated record. The transcript is spliced from 16 exons. Lineage: Eukaryota; Metazoa; Chordata; Mammalia; Eulipotyphla; Soricidae.
CGCUCGGCGGUGGAUGGAGGACUGAGCAGCCGGGCGCGAGCGAAAACAAACAGCUGGGGCUGCGAGCGCCCCCGCCCCGGCCCCGAGCGCACACUCCGGCCCGGGCCCCCCUACCCGGGCGCCCGGCCGCCCACCAUGAGGAAGAUCCGCGCCAAUGCCAUCGCCAUCCUGACCGUAGCCUGGAUCCUGGGCACUUUCUACUACUUAUGGCAGGACAACCGAGCCCACGCAGCAUCCUCGGGCAGCCGGGGCGCGCCGAGGGCCGGCGGGAGGCCGGAGCCGCUCCGCGAGGACCGCACCAUCCCGCUCAUUGUGACCGGCACGCCCUCUAGAGGCUUUGACGAGAAGGCGUACCUGUCGGCCAAGCUGCUGAAGGCUGGCGAGGACCCCUACAGGCAGCACGCCUUCAACCAGCUGGAGAGCGACAAGCUGAGCCCGGACCGGCCCAUCCGGGACACCCGCCACUACAGUUGCCCCUCAGUGUCCUACUCCUCGGACCUGCCGGCCACCAGCGUCAUCAUCACCUUCCACAACGAGGCGCGCUCCACGCUCCUGCGCACGGUGAAGAGUGUCCUGAACCGAACUCCGGCCAGCCUGAUCCAGGAGAUUAUUUUAGUGGAUGACUUCAGUUCAGACCCUGAAGACUGUCUGCUCCUCACCAGGAUCUCCAAGGUCAAGUGUCUCCGCAAUGACCGGCGGGAAGGGCUCAUCCGGUCCCGGGUCCGCGGGGCCGACGUGGCCACGGCUUCUGUGCUCACCUUCCUGGACAGCCACUGCGAAGUGAACACGGAGUGGCUGCCGCCCAUGCUGCAGCGGGUCAAAGAGGACCACACCCGGGUGGUGAGCCCCAUCAUCGACGUCAUCAGCCUGGAUAACUUUGCUUACCUUGCUGCAUCUGCUGACCUUCGAGGAGGAUUUGACUGGAGCCUGCAUUUCAAGUGGGAGCAGAUCCCUCUGGAGCAGAAGAUUGCUCGGACAGACCCCACCCAGCCUAUCAGGACUCCCGUCAUAGCUGGGGGCAUCUUCGUGAUCGACAAGUCCUGGUUUAACCACCUGGGGAAGUACGAUGCCCAGAUGGACAUCUGGGGGGGAGAGAAUUUCGAGCUCUCCUUCAGGGUGUGGAUGUGUGGUGGGAGCCUGGAGAUCUUGCCCUGCAGCCGGGUGGGCCACGUCUUCAGGAAGCGGCACCCCUACAACUUCCCUGAGGGCAACGCCCUCACCUACAUCCGGAACACCAAGCGCACGGCAGAAGUGUGGAUGGAUGAAUACAAGCAGUAUUACUACGAGGCCCGGCCGUCAGCCAUUGGGAAGGCCUUCGGCAGCGUGGCCACACGGAUUGAGCAGCGGAAGAAGCUGAACUGCAAAUCCUUCCGCUGGUACCUGGAGAACGUCUACCCAGAGCUCACCAUCCCGGUCAAGGAAGUGCUCCCCGGCAUCUUUAAGCAGGGCGUGAAUUGCUUAGAAUCCCAGGGCCAGGACAACUUCCAGCUCGGAAUGGGGCCCUGCAGAGGGAGUGCCAAGAACCCCCCAGCGUCCCAGGCCUGGCUGUUCAGCGAGCAUCUCAUCCAGCAGCAGGGCAAGUGCCUCACGGCCGCCUCCAGCUCAGAUCCCCAGGACGCCCCGGUCACGCUGCAGACGUGCAACCCGAGGGAAGGCAAGCAGAGAUGGCGGCGGAAAGCUUCCUCCAUCCAGCAUUCCGUCAGCGGCCUCUGCCUGGAGGUGAAGUCGGACCAGCUAGUGACCAGCAAGUGCCAGGCCGACGCCCCUGGGCAGCAGUGGCAGUUGUUGCCCCAUACCUGAUGGCAGCCCCGGGGCCUCCUGUACCUUUUGCAUGAGACUUGGGGGACCGGAAGGGGUUAGGGUGGGAGAGUGUAAAGCGGGCCCUUUCCAUCGCCUCACAUUUCUGCCGGGAUCAUCAGCCAACACCCCGCCAUGAUGUGAUUGUCCAAAGUCUGCACAGGGAGGGCGUCCCCCACCCCACCCCAGGCCGGACGGACAGAUGCUGAAUCGCCGAGAGGCAGAGACUGAGCCUUCGCCCCCUCCUGGGGACCUCCCUGGGGGGCGGGGGGUGGGAGGUUGGGGUGGGGCAGGAGGAGGGGGCCAGGGCAAGGUGUGGGGGGCAAGAAUGAGGGGCUCAGGCCACUCCCUGGCAGGUGCUGGAUGGGGCGCAGGAAGGAUGGAAUCGAGGCCACAGCACGGGCAGUUGGCAGCAGGCUGUGAAGGGGAGAGCCCCCACUUUAUGAGCCCGAGGCUGCCACAGGACACGGCUUAUGAAGCACCUCUGUUCGGCCACGUGUCCGGCCAAGACCUCUCCCUUGGACCUCAGUGACCAGCCAGGCGACCCCUGUGCCCCGCUGGGCAACCCCAUCCUGCUCUGAAGUUUCCACUCCUGCUACUCAAAGCCUCUGUACAAACUGCAUCCCUUAAGGGGCCAGGGGGCCCCUAAGAACCUGAAGCCCCAAACCCUCCCCCCCACCCCACGUCAUGGAGGGCCACAUCCUCCCACCCAGGCCUUACCCACCCUGCCCCACUGCCGGAGGAGGCGCUUGAGUCCCACAGGGCCGGAAGCUGCCCAGGGGCCCCUGUCAGUGUCCCCCGCUCUGUCUGCUCUCCGCCCCUGGGCCUCUGCUCCGACGCCGAAGCCUUAUCCUGGAGCUGCUUCUGUGGCCUCAGCCACCCCCAGCACCACCCUCGGUCAGGCCAUGUGGUACCAGAACCCCCGGGGGAUGGGGGGGUCCCUUCCCAAAGCAAACCAGCCAACGGUGGCCACACUGCCCCAGGAGCCCCCAGGCCUCAUCACGAGGGUAUACUGAUCCCCUGGCGAGCUCAUGGAUUCUAGAAGGCCCGGGAGCCUCCUGCGCUGCCCCCUGCUGCCCCCCACCUAUAUUGCAUGUGUGUGCAUAGAUGCAUUUUCCUCGGAAAGAGAGGCCCCUGGCUUGCCCCAGCAUCUUCCAGCUUCUUCCCGGUCCCCGGGGGUCUUGGGCCUCGGCUCUGAGCCAAGCUGCCGGGUCUCUCCCUGUCCCCACUGUGCCUAAACCACCACCUCGGCGCCCUCCACGUGGCCUUUGUGGGGGGAGGGGGGCACACGCUCUGCCCGGAGAUUUCUUCACUGGUUUCCUGCCCCUCCGGGUCUCCUGCUGUCCUUCACCUCCCGGGGCCCCAGUGCUCACCGCCCCCCGGCCCCCCACUACCACCACACUUCUCCCCUGCUCUGUCGUGACCUCUCAGCCACGGCCACCUCCAGCGUGCGUGUCCACGGGGGCGACGGCGGGGGGCCCUACAGGGAGGGGGCUAGGACUCGAUCGCCGAAUGUAGGAGGGCGGGCAGGCAGCCCACGAGCGCCGUGGCUCUCAGCCCUGUUCUGGUUCUGCUUUUCCUCUUUCUUGACCAAAGCAUGUGCUACUCGCUGUUCGUGAGGACCUGUCUGCAAACGUGCCGGAAUAAAUCUCUUCACCCUGA